Molecule: messenger RNA, 3544 nt
Organism: Rhipicephalus microplus (southern cattle tick)
Lineage: Eukaryota; Metazoa; Arthropoda; Arachnida; Ixodida; Ixodidae
Gene: Hmt4-20
Product: Histone methyltransferase 4-20
Cellular component (GO): nucleus
Molecular function (GO): histone H4K20 methyltransferase activity; protein binding
Source: RefSeq, a predicted model, not a curated record
UCGCAAACCAUCAUGGUCGUGGAGGGCCCGAGGAGCCGCUACGCCCCGUCGACGGGCAUGACCGCUCGCGAACUCUGCGAGAGCGACGACCAGGCUACGAGUCUCGUACUCGAUCCCUACCUGGGCUUCGCCACGCACAAGAUGAACCUCAGAUUUCGUCCCUACAAGUCCCACAAGCAGGAACUACAGCAGCUAAUAGCAGAUUUCAAGACCCACAACCAAUACGAGAAGGUGUUCUCCAAGUUAACAGACUUUGUCCCGGCCUCGUUUCUCACCAAGGCCCGGCAGGGUCCGUUCAAGGAGCAUAUCUUUCGUUACCUUCGCAUGUUUGACAAGGAAGCAGGGUUCGAGGUUAUGCGAUGCGACCGUUACUCGAUGGAAGGCAAUGUGGGUGCCAAGAUAUGUGCAACCAAAAAAUGGUACAAGAACGAGAAGAUCCCACACUUGGUCGGCUGCAUUGCGGAGCUAACGGAGGAAGAAGAGUGCCAGCUGCUAUGCCCCGGCAAGAACGACUUCAGCGUCAUGUACUCCUGUCGAAAGAACUGUGCACAGCUGUGGCUUGGUCCGGCUGCUUUCAUCAACCAUGACUGUCGGCCCAACUGCAAGUUUGUGUCGACGGGCCGAGACAGCGCGUGUGUAAAGGUAUUACGGGACAUCGAAGAAGGCGAGGAGAUCACCUGCUUCUAUGGCGAGGACUUUUUUGGUGACGGCAACAGUUACUGCGAAUGUGAAACGUGUGAAAGGCGAGGCACUGGGGCGUUCACCACCAAGAAGGGCCGUCAGCCGAGCUUGAUGGAAACUAGGCUGGCGUACAGUUUUCGAGAGACGGACAACCGCCUCAACCGCUGGAAGCAGCAGGUCAAGUCGCCCCAGCACAAGCCGCAGCUGCAGCCACAGCAGGCACAUCACCAGCCAGGUGGCAAGACUGUUCGGAAAGCCUUAUCUCGGCACUGCAACAACCAGAGCAACCGUCUUACUACUCGGGCAAGUGCAGGCCACAAGAAACCACUAGGAAGCACCGAUGCGUUGCUAGACUGCCAGCAGAUGACCGGCCACAUAGGAAAGAACGCAUCAUCGAAGUCGGUGCUGGCAAGCGAAAAUUCUGUGCAACCAUCUUCCAUCAGUCUACCAUCUUUACCUGCCAAAGAAGCAACAAUCAACGGUGCUCUUCAUUUGAGUGAAAAAAGUGAUGGCAGCCUGAAGGUAAACGGGGCCACUGUUUCGAAGGCUGUCGUGUCAAGGACUCGAAAUCAGCAGCGAUCGGAGAACAAAACACUGGCAGCUGCAAGCAAAUUGUCCGAGGCACAGCCUGCCGAAAAGGUGGAGACAGAACAAGAACAAACAUUGCCACUGUGCCCAUCCGCACUAAGGAGCUCUUCACCAAAGCUUGCCGAAGUGGCUUGUUCCGAUGAUGCUAGUAGUGUCGGCAAUAUUGAGUCGUGUGAGGCAGUAACUCCCAAAACAGUCAACAAGGCGAGUGAGGUUGUGUCGAGCAAGUCAAGCCGAACAGAGUGUGUCAAGGAUGUAGAAACAAAGGACCCCGUUCCAAACACCAAGGAAGUUCUCAUUUCCGCGUCUUCCAGAAGGGAUAGGAGGCAUCCAAGGAGACUACGGUGUGUUAAGGCAUGUUCUGCCAAUCUUCCUUCUCUGCCAGAAGGUGUAAGUGCAAUGAAAGAGGAAAAAGUGAGCGAACCGCUCGAAGAAACUGCCAGCACUCUUCCCGUUGUUGUGGAAGAGGAGGAAGUGAAACCAACUGAAGAAAGUCUACCUGAAAUAGUCAACGCUGAAGGGAAUAUGCUUGGACUGGAAGCACCAGAAAUGGGCAUGCCAGACUUCGUAGUUUCAGAAUUCAUUCCACCAGAAGAUGUUCAGUCAGAGGUGAUGGAAGUCGAAGUGGUUCAGGCAGAGGUGAUUCCACAAGAAGUGGUUCAGACGGAACUGAUUGACACAGAAGUUGUUCAAGCAGAGCCGAUGGAUUCUGAAAUGCUCGAACAGGAGGUGCUGCUCACAGACGUCACUGUUCAUGAGGUGGCUCAACCAGAACUAAGCCACCUUGAUGUGGACCAGUCAGAGAUUAGUGAAGUUGACAUCACUGAGCAACCACCCGAACUGCAGCAGAUGGUUCCCCAUUGUGAAGAGGAGCCUUUUGUGCAGAUAUUGGACACUGCCAUACUGGAAGCACCUAUGGUCACUGUACUGCCAGAAAAAGCACACCAUGCGAAUAGUAACUUCAUUUGUCGGGAGAAGAAGGAGAAGGUGAAGAAGGAAGCGCCAAAAAGAGAGCACAAAGUCGAAACAGAAACGAGACGUGUGCCUCGCUUGCGCGUCAUUUCUUCCAAGAGGCUGCCACCACAGCCUGCGAGCCAGACCGUGGCACAGUCGGGCGCCCAAUCACAGCACCUUGGUUGCCUAAAGUUGACAAUACGGCGACUACAUCCGCACGCACGCGGUGACACGUCGCCUGUGUCGACAGCACGCCGUCGGACUGUGUAUGAGGUUCUGUCGCCGCCGCUUUUGUCGCCAGAGUCGCCUCGAAAGAAGAAGAAGAAGAAGAAAGACAAAAAGAAAGCAAGUGAACACCGAAAGCACGCACGCAGGCGAGAGGAUAAACGAUCCCCUGUGGCAGUUGGAGCCAAGCGUAUUCGGCUCAUCGUGGGCAACGAUGCAAUUGAUAUUGACAUUCCACCCAACAAGUGUAAGAAACGCUGUUGAUCAGCUGCGAGUGACGUGUGAAGUCACAGACUUGGCUGCCAUAUGUGAUGCACUUGGUGUGCGGAACGUUCUGACGACGUUUAAGAAGAAAAAGGAAAAACUAAACUCUUGACCCUUUUUUCUUGACUUUGGGUUCUGCCCACAAGAGGACAAGUGUUUUGCAGCACGCUUUUAUGCCUGGCUGUUACUUGUUUUUUGAGGUUUUGGAGUCCUUUUGCAAAAAAAAAAGUGUAACAUACGUGUUGUAUAUAGCAUGUGCACUGCCAGUGGUGUUUGAAAUGGAAGGAUUUUGUUCUGUGGACAACCUUCCGUAGGCCUGCGGGUUUCAGGAAACUGGUUCUCAAAAAUGUGCGCUGUCCGAUAUGUUGUUUUCUUUUACUGAUGAACUGUCUGAAGGCGUAAUGUGUCGACACAAGAAUGGGCACAGAGGUGACGUUUUUGCUCACUGUGCGUUUUACAGUCAUGCGGGCAUAGUAUUCUGUGUCGAUCUGUGCAUAUAGUUGCUUCAUUUUUGUUUCGAAGAGUGAAGUGCCCAUUACUUUGCACCACUUGUAUUUAUUUUCCUCUAAAUUAUUCCGUACCUUCCUUGACUGGACAAAAAUAAGCAUCAUGAAGACAUUAGUCGCUAGGAAUUUGAAGUUCUUGUACUUAGGGCUGCAUUUUUCAAAUUAACCUCUAUCUUUACUUUGCACGAAUAUGUGCACCUAUGUGUUAGGCCUUCCGGUGAAUAAAGUUAAAAACACGCGCAUUCGAGGCGACAUGUGCCUGCUCUGUUUUAAUUGACGGUGCACUGAAGUUGCGAUGGUGAAUAAAGUGUUUGUUGGGCCCACAG